This is a messenger RNA of Tachyglossus aculeatus (Australian echidna), 5444 nucleotides long. It is a transcript of the gene ZBTB33, whose product is annotated as zinc finger and BTB domain containing 33. The record is from RefSeq and is a predicted model, not a curated record. Gene Ontology annotation, biological process: regulation of transcription by RNA polymerase II. Gene Ontology annotation, cellular component: nucleus. NCBI's taxonomy places the organism in Eukaryota, Metazoa, Chordata, Mammalia, Monotremata, Tachyglossidae. Gene Ontology annotation, molecular function: protein binding; DNA-binding transcription factor activity, RNA polymerase II-specific; RNA polymerase II cis-regulatory region sequence-specific DNA binding. The coding region runs from base 604 to 2643 and encodes 679 amino acids. The transcript is spliced from 2 exons.
CAUGUGGAGAAAAAAAAAAAGCCCAGAUACGGGGGUAAUUAUCAGAAUUUCUAGUGUCGACUGAUAUUCAAAAUCAGCAUGCCUGCAGGAGCCAACUCUGCAGAAGUUCUUGGAGCUCCAGUUCAAAUCAGAUACUUAGAACGGCAGCCAUUGGUAAAGUGGUGUGAUCUGUGCAGAGACUUCCAAGAUGCUGCUCUCAGUUUCUGAGGAAAUGUACCAGCUCGGCUUUGUCAUUUGAAAAUCUAGAAGCCUAAAUGCCACUUUUACCGUUGCAGGGGUGCUCGUGGACGACGAAGGGCGAUUCUAUUAACUUUCAGAAUCCCCAGGAGUGUAACUUGAAGCUUUCUUUUCCACACCUGUAGAGCCCUGAGCAAGCGGCAACGUCUCAUUUUGAAGGAGACGUAUCAGGAAAAAUUGAUAAAUAAAUAAGAUAAAUCGUAGCUUGCAGAAGUAGCCUAAUCCCAGCUACCCUCAGGAGAAGGCUUCCGAAAAUCGCCAGUAAAGAGAGGGGCUUAGACUCUCAGAUAUUUCAAUAAAAGACCUAGAAGAUCCGCACAGGGGCCCAAAGGUCGGAGCUGCCGAUCUAUAUAUUAGGACCCUAGAAUGAAACCCGGGUCCAAACAACAACAGACCUCCUCUAAUGGUUAUACAAUCUAUGUACAGUACUUUGACGUCUUUCCCCUUUCUCCUGUAGGCAUGGAGAGCAAAAAACUGAUUUCUGCAACAGAUGCACAGUAUUCUGGUAAUCUCCUGAAAUCUUUGAAUGAGCAACGUGGCCACGGACUGUUCUGUGACGUUACUGUUAUUGUGGAAGAUCGGAAAUUUCGAGCCCAUAGGAAUAUUCUUUCGGCCUCUAGUACCUAUUUUCACCAGCUCUUCUCGGUCGCCGGGCAGGUGGUGGAACUGAGCUUUAUCAGAGCCGAGAUCUUUGCAGAAAUACUCAACUUCAUUUAUAGUUCUAAAAUUAUACGGGUUGAAAGCAUCUCAGGUGGAGCCAAGGACGGCACUUCGGAAACCUCAUCUCCGGGCUCGGACGGCAAGGACCCUGAAAUGCAGAAACCGAGGCACGGAGGCCACGAGGUCGGGGCGUCCGCGAUGCCUGUCAUAACGGAGUCGUUUUCCUUGUCCAGCGAAGAUGACGAAACCAAAAAAAUCAUCGUGACCGAUUCGGACUCUGACGACGACGACGAUGUCAUUUUCUGCUCAGAGAUCCUGCCUCCCAAAGAGACUCUGCCAAGUAAGGACGCGUCGCCACAAGCGCAGCCAAGCCCAUCCGAGCCGUCCGUCCGUGACGUGGCCCCUCGUGGCGGCUCCUCUCCGGCGAACGCCGUUACGCCCGCCCAGAAACUCUCCGGGAAUCAAUCGAGUCCAAGCCAAACGCAAGAUAAGGGGGGAUCCCUCGGGGCUCCGGCUCCCAAGCACCUGACUCCCAGCGUUAUUUUGCUGAAUCAGUCGCAGUCGAACUCGUCACCGAGCGACGGUUGCUCCCGCCCCAGCGGCCCGUCUCCUUCCAUUCACCUGCGUGCGCUGAGCCAGCAGGCCCCAAACAGCGUUAUCGCUCUGACGGGGAAUGAGGCUGUUGAGGAGGAAGAGGAGGAGAUCAUAGAGGACGAAGACGACGACGACGUCAUUAGCUCCAGUCCAGACUCGGCGGUCAGCAGCACCUCCUCGGUGCCACAGUCCGAGGUCCGUCGGGACGCCGCCGCUUUCGACGGGUCUGGGGUUCAGAAAAAACGGGUUUCCCCCCUUGAGCGAGAGCUCCCUUCCCACCCCGGGGGGUUCAAAUUAAAAAUUUCCGACGUUCUCGCCGGAAACCGCGGGGAUCCGGGAGCGGUGUCGAAACACGCGACGGAAGGCCAGAAGAUCAUUACCUUAGACACGGCUACCGAGAUCGAAGGCCUAUCCACGGGUUGCAAGGUCUACGCGAACAUCGGGGAGGACACCUACGACAUAGUGAUCCCCGUCAAAGACGACCCCGACGAAGGGGAGGCCACGCGCGCCGGCGAGGCCCCGAGAACCUCCGGCGACGAUCCUUCCGGCCGGAAGCGAAUGAAAGUGAAACACGACGAUCACUACGAGCUGAUUGUGGAUGGGAGGGUUUAUUACAUUUGCAUCGUGUGCAAGAGGUCUUACGUCUGUUUGACGAGCUUACGGAGACACUUUAACGUGCAUUCUUGGGAGAAGAAGUAUCCCUGCCGUUACUGUGAGAAAGUGUUUCCUCUGGCGGAAUACCGCACGAAACACGAGAUCCAUCACACGGGGGAGCGACGGUAUCAGUGUUUGACCUGCGGCAAGGCGUUCAUCAACUAUCAGGUCAUGGCCUCCCACAUACGGUCGGUUCACAGUCAGGACCCUUCGGGAGACACCAAGCUCUACCGCUUACUCCCCUGUAGGUCUUUGCAGAUCAGACAAUACGCGUACAUUACCGAUCGGUCAAGCAGCAUCCCGGUCAUCAACGAGGACGGAAUUGUUUAUCACGUGGAUGCCGGGAAGGAACCUCCGGAAGGAACCACGUCCAACCCUCCCGCCAGACAGAUGACCUGGGAUGACAUUUUUAUUCCGCAGGGCAACGACCCCAUUUUUAAACAGAACGUGACGGACGGCGGUACCGAGUUUGAAUUUGUGAUACCAGAGUCUUACUGAACCGCUUGGGAUGGUUCAAAAGACCUUCAGUUCUUGGAAAGGGGGCAACCGCUUCAAGACCGGAGCGAAACUGAACCGGAAGACACGUGGUUUCAACGAAAACAAGUUCGCUUGCUCUGCCAAGUCAGCGGAAUCUAGGCUGGUUAGAUCACGUGAAGUUGCCGGGGAUUUUUAGAAGCAGAUGCUUAUGAAUGUUUACUUGAACACGGACUAAGGUAUUUCCAAGGAGCUGUACUGUAUAAUUGGUUUCCCCUUCAUUUUGAACAUUUUAAGUUCAUAGUUUGAUAAAGUUGUUUCUGGAAAAUAAUACGAAACGGAAUGAGGUUUUUUUUAAAAAAAGAUUAGGGGGUCCAUCCCUACAGAAUUGAGACUUUGUACUUUUUCUUUGCUAUUAGCACUUUACCGAGGAGUUCUGCUUAGACGUCAUUAAUGAAUUUUACGUGAAUUUGUAUUUCUCUUGCCUGUGGCAUAACGACAGAAAGCCGAGGAGCUUUUGAACUAUUUCUGAAGAUUGAAAGAUUAAUUUGUACUUCCCAAGCGCUUAGUACAGUGCUCUGCACAUAGUAAGCGCUCAAUAAAUACGACUGAUGAUGAUGAUUGAAAAUAACUGUUUUGCCAGCCUGGGUGGUGUAUUUUGGUCUCGGCAUUUUUUUUUGCUGGUCCAGUCCGAAUCAACUGAUUAAGUUUGGUCAAAAUGCCCUUACCGAUAAAUCUUUAACCUGGAAAGAGAAUGAAUUUUUUUGCAGACAUCCGAAUAAGUUUUGUUUUAUGCCUAGCAAUAACUAAGACUGUUCAGUGGCUGGGCAACUGCUGUAUCCUUCUGCAGUGAGGGGGAUACACUGGGGAAAUUCUGAUGAGGAAAACUAAUCUGAUGCCAAAAGGGAAAAAAUAAAAAAGUUCUGUGGUGUUUAUUGAAAAUUCUGAGGAUUUAAUGCCAUAAACUCUUAAAUUGUAGAAAGAGUGAGAGUGGGGUAAAAUGGCAUAAAAUGGCAAAAUUUCCCAUUUUGCUUUAUAGGACUAAAAUGCUUGAUUGUGUGAGAAAUGAUUUUUAGUUUUUUAAUCUAAAAGCUGCAAAGGUGGGCCUUUAAAGUGAUGUGGUGGUGACAUAAUCCCCUUCCUGAGAAUUAUGAUGCUAGUGCGGAUUUUACUGGCCUAUUUGUAUGAAUUUUUAAAGGAAACACAAGUACCCAGAACUUUUCUUUUUUUUCCAUUAGAGAGGUUUCGGUUGAAACGAUUAAAAUCAAUGAUGUGAUAUUUUUCUUUCCCAAUGAUCUUAGGUGUUUACCAUCUCUUUAACGUACACUCCAUUCCAUCUGUAAAUCAUCGUGUGGAAUGAUGUAGGGCCUCUUGGUUUAUGUUCAGAUUUAGGUUUAUAAAUCCUGCCCCUAUUCCCUUGCAACUGGUAUAUAUUUUGGUACUUGGGAAACGUUAGUAAAAUCCUAGCUUGCAACAGAAGCUGCUGAUCCUGAAAAGUGAACAGGUUGAAAAAACAUUUAGCCUAGCAAUUCUAAGAAAAAAAACCCACCAUUGAAUUUCGUCAAUGGUAUGUCAAAAGAAAAAAUGAAAAAUGAGUUUAUAGAGCCCGACAGGUUUGUUGUGCAUAGUAUUAGCUUGUAUGCUUUCCUUAAAUAUUUCUUUCCCAAUUCAGUUAGGAAGUUUUCUUCUUCUUUUCAUGUGUUUGAUAGAAAACCACUUAUUUCCUGACUUUGAGCCUCAGGCUUUUACCCUUCAGUUUCUCAGGCAUCCAUUAUUUUUGCCAAGAAGUUAGAACUGAUGGUGAUGGCUUCAGAGCCACGUAGACUCUAACCAAGGGUAUCAGAAAUCAGUAUUUUUAGGAAGGGGGAGAGGGAAACGGAAAAAAAUAACUCUUGCCAAUCAGGCGCAGUGUGCUUGCACCUCUGUUUUCUAGAUAACGAAUACACUCUGAAUAGAAUUUGAAAAUCAUUUUGUAAACUAACCCUUUAAAAUUGGCAGCUAGCAUUUAACUAAAUCUGUGAACUCUGAAAUCACAAAGUAGUUGAAUGGCUUUUAUGUAGGUGUGGCUAAAACUACUCUUUGGCCAUAGGGGUGUAUCUUGAAAUAUUCUAGAUUUGAGUGGCGUUUGUAUGUUUGAGUUUCAUUAACGAUACCUUCAGCAGUUAGCCACGGUUAUUGCAACCAGUGUGAACAAUGCCUAUUCCAGCACAAUUUGCAAAAUGAACUGGCUCCGUGCUAGGUAAAAUUCCUUUGUCAUUCACAAUGUGGGCGUUUUUAGGAUCUGGUUGUGAGACACCUAGAAUUUUACCAGCAAAGUGAUCUCGUUACAGUACUGUAACAUAGAACUAAUAAUGUGCAGCUGGUGGUGGCCUAUGGAAGUUCUGAGCCGUAAAUUUCAACUCUGUGCCUACUUUAGGGGAUUUUUGUUUGUUUAGGAAAAACUGGAAAAGAGCAUUUUGUAUUUCUACCAGAAGACUCAGAUUUGUUUGUGCCUCAGGAUCUUCGGUUUUCCUUUGAGGAAAAAUUCAAUAUCCAAAGCCCAGAGGUCAUGUGAAAUAAAUCUGGGGGGAUGAAAACCCAUGGCUUCCAGUAUUUUUAUUGGUGUGGACAUGGGUAGGCCCUCAGGUGUAACUUUUCAUUGUCCCCUAGGCUUUGGUAUUUAUGUUUCUGGCUAUCGCACUUCUUCUGGGCCCUAAUCCCAGCUCUGCUGGUUGCCUGCUAUAUGCCUCAGGCAAGUCACUUCGCUGUGCCUCAGUUUCCUCAUCUGCACAAUGGGAAUUCAAUACCUGUUCUCCCUCCUACUUACACUGUGAGCCCCGUGUGAG